This is a messenger RNA of Oncorhynchus masou masou (cherry salmon), 3931 nucleotides long. Its product is annotated as E3 ubiquitin-protein ligase RNF26-like. Gene Ontology annotation, molecular function: ubiquitin protein ligase activity. The transcript has a single exon. Lineage: Eukaryota; Metazoa; Chordata; Actinopteri; Salmoniformes; Salmonidae. The record is from RefSeq and is a predicted model, not a curated record. Bases 573 to 1928 code for a protein of 451 amino acids. Gene Ontology annotation, biological process: protein ubiquitination; ubiquitin-dependent protein catabolic process.
UCAUGUGACCAAACCGAAACAAUUAUGGCGGCCACCGUACAGGUAACAGCCCGUGUCUGUUUUGUGACUUUUCGUCGUCAACUUCCUUUAUCUUGCAUUGGGUUAUGGUGGAUUUUGCACAAGGAUAUACGUUAUUGAAGACGGGGCAUGAGGAGAUGGAACAUUUUGUGAUCGCAAGACGGGAAUUUAUUUAGGAAGAACAGUUUGUUAGCUAAUCGGCUAACCGAAGAGCUAGCUAGUUACUGAAGCCUGCUCAAGUUUGAAAGUAAACAUCCGCUGAUUACAGUGUGUGGAUAUGUUCGCCCUUUAGCCAAAACAAACGCGGUUGCACAGCUGGUUAUUUCAAAUUGCAACUGGAAUGUGCCCGACCAACGUGUUUGGCAGGUAGUUAUGUUAGCUAGUAGAGCUAGCUUUGUUAUGCUAGCUAGCUAAACUGGCUAAUUGAACCGAAGGAGAAGUGAACGCAACCGAGGACGAGGUAGCUAACGUUAUCUUGCUGGCUAUGUAACCUUUGCUGGCCAGACAAAGUGAAUUGAUCAAGACAGUGGACCAACUCGAGUAAGAGCUGUAUCAUGGGUCUGGUGAACCUUGUCUUUUGCACUAUUGGGAAAUGUUUCGAUUUCAUAUUCUUCCUCCUGGACCUAAAUUUCUUAAUAGUCCAUUCAGUGAUACGGCUCCUGGCGGCAUGUAUCAACUUUGUGAAUAAGCUACCCAUGCUACUGACCAACUCAAUGGUGAAGUGCUGGAACUUCACUGUGUUCUGCAUGGUUGCCAUGAUGGACAGCGUAUCACUUCUGGCCCAGGGGACAGUUAACAUGUUAGGGCGCUGGCUGCAGCUCUUGGGAGGUAUUUUGGAGAGUUUCAAAAUGGUGGGCUACUUGUCCUCGCAUGUUCUCUUGCAUGUCAGGGAUCUCUUCCACCGUGGGCUGCUGUGUGGCCUCUGCUUGCUGCAGCAGGUGUGGGAGGGCUUUGGCAUUGCAGUCAGCCUGGUGCUCUACCUGGUCAACACGGUGGUCAACCUGCUGCUCAUCGGGACACAGAACGUCUACUCUGUUGUCGUCAGCAUGUGGGAGGCGGUCUCCUACCCACUGCAGAAGGCUAUGGAGCUCACCCUCACCCUCUUCACCUUCCUCUACAGCAGCCUGGUCGGCACCUCAAUCGUACUCUGGACUCCCGUCAGGCUAGCCCUGGAGUUCCUAGGCUUGCUCGGACACAUUUUCGUCAGCGUCUUCCUCCUGAACAUUUAUGGCCUCAUUCUCACGGCUGCCAUUGUUGUCACCGCCACAAUCUACAUGAACCCUGAGCUAACCCGUCUUGAAGCCCGCCACGCCGUCGAUUACUUCAACUCUUUCCCCACCCUGCAGGUCCUACAGAGGGUGCUCCAUCGCCUCUGCAUGCUGGGGAGGGGCGUGUGGCAGAGGCUUCAGCGGCAGGCCAGCCUCCUAUACCAAACGAUAACACCAGUCUACAGGAACUUCAGAGUGAGGGGUGAGGGCCACACCAGGCAACCUGAACCCAGUGACAGAGAGCAGAGGGCUCUUCCGGACGGUAGGGCAGGAGACACUGCAACACGCGCUGAACACGCUGCUCGGCCUCGCCAGCUAAUGGAUGACCUGUGGGACCUAGCAUUCCCCAGCUCUAGUGGCACAUGCAGACCUAUACAGAAACAUAAGCUCUCCUCAGAGGAGGGGGGCACCAGCUCCAAGGGUCCCCCAAAGGACAGCCUACUGACUCUGCUCCAGGAGCAGGAAGAGAGGAAGAAGUGCAUAAUCUGCCAGGACAGUACUAAGACAGUGGUGCUGCUGCCUUGCCGCCACCUGUGUUUGUGUCGGGACUGUACCAACAUAUUGCUGCGCCAGCCCAUCUACCAGCAGAACUGUCCGCUCUGCCGCCAUAUGAUCCUUAAUACCAUGGAUGUGUAUCUGUGAGGGACCGAACGAGGGAGGGGCGUGUGGCCCAGAGCGCUGCAUUGUUAACGUGUUGAAUCUCAGGUUUCGAACGUGCAGAGACUUUAGGCUACAUCUACACUAGCAGUACAUUGCAGCUCACACUGCUAUCCAAGUCCAGUCCACUGUGCUUAAAUUGCUUGUCGCCCAUGGCUGAUGUCUUAAAUGAUGCCUGUGUUUUGUUCAGACAACCAUGGCAGUGCUUGCCUACAUUUUAUUUUUAUACUUGCUUGUUCAUAUUACUGAACACUUCAUGGUCAUUCCAAACUGUAUGUGGUUUGUGAACUUAAAGGAAUGUUUGCUGUGUAGCAGUUAAUUUCCUUUAUUCAGCAUAGGUUCAGUUUGAACGCAUUCAAUGGAAGUUUAAAGUGCAGGCGUCAGUACAGUACGAAAUGUUAUCGUAAGAACACAUUUUGUAGCCUAUGCUUAGAUUUAAAUGGUGACAACCUCUCAAAUGUAAUUUGUCAAUAGCCAAUAUUGUUCCAAGCAGUUCAUAUUCAGGGACCUGUAAAAAGUGAGAUUAUUUUGUAUUGUGGGAUCGGGGGUUAAUUUCAUAAGCUAUGGUUGUCUAAAAAAAUAUCCGUGUCAAGAGAAAUUAUUUACCAGAUCUAUGUCUUGUCAUAUUACAAACGUUUGUUUUGUUUUAAUGAUUAUGCCAUCAUUUGGAUCACUAGUGUAGCCAGUUCUUUCCACUAUGCUGACAUAUGAACGCUACCUAAUUUAUGCUCCACACAAGGUAUAUUCUCCUUUAUAGUUAUUGUAAUGUUUUUGUCUUGUGAUCAAACAUUGACAUGCUGUUCAAAAUGACCACCAUUAGUCAGUAAUAGCUUCAUAAUUCCUUGUUUCUAUUUUUUUUCUCUUUGCUCAAAAUAAGUAUUGAUCGAAGUUCUGUGAAAUGCCAUUUUACACGAACUGCAAAUGGUUAUUGAAUUAGUUUGCAAGUGUUGGAGAAAGGCCCAUUUUAAGUGACAAUAAAAGGCAUAUUUGAUAUGCCUUUUUUUUGGACCAAGGUUUAUCAUAAAUACAUCUUACGGGCAGAGCCUAUCCAAGAUAUUUUUGGGUCAAACAUGACGGAGUGACUUCAAUAUUGUGACAGACAAACUCGAACGUGAGCCACAGUGUCACUGAUGUCCUUCUGUGGUUGUUUUAGUCUCAUUGACAUUGUGUAGCCUACAAUCAUUACCUAAUGUCUUUGUUCCAAUUAGAAUUCUUAACAUUUGUUAUUUCAUAAGGUUCUGUAAUCACUCAUUCAAUAAUUUUGCCCUUUAUCCCUUUUAUCUAGUACCAAACCAAUAAUUUUCAAGCAGCCUACCGUUUUCUUAACAGCCCCAUUUUCUUUAUUUUUAUAGUAAUUAUGAAACCAACAAUUGUCUAUGAUGUGACAUUUUGAUAAGAAUCUGGAGAGAAAAAAAGUUGGGCCCAUGAAUUGUCUAUGACGUGACAUUGUAUUGUUACUAAUCUAUGAAAAAAGAUGGGCAUAUAUUUUAGUCCAGAGUAAAUCCUAGGUUAUAUUCUGGUUUUGACCUCUUUUUCUGUCAGGUUUCCCCAAAGGCCUUUAUUCAUUGCGUGACAUUCCUAUCUACAGAUACAGUGGACUCUUAUCGCAGACCACGCAUGUUGCCAUUCACACAGCUUAUCUUAUCUAGGACGACUGACCUGUGUAUCCGGGGGACAUGGCACAAGUGAUGGGACAUUGCAAUAAGCCAUGAAUGGGGUAGCAGGUAGCCUAGCAGUUAAGAGUGUUGGGGCAGUAACUGAAAGGUCGCUGGUUCGAAUCCCGAGCUGACUAUGUGAAAAAUCUGUCUGUGCCUUUUAGCAAGGCACUUAACCCUUAUUGUUCCUGUAAGUCUCUGAAUAAGAGUCCGCUAAAUGACUUAAUUGUAAGCAUGUAUUUUGUUUUAUAAAGGUUUAUGAAUGUGGCCAGACUCACUAAUGCGAAUGACAAAUGUCUGUGAGACAAUAAACAAACAUCUUUUAGUACUGUU